Aplysia californica (California sea hare) is the source of this 935-nucleotide messenger RNA. RefSeq lists its product as uncharacterized. Lineage: Eukaryota; Metazoa; Mollusca; Gastropoda; Aplysiida; Aplysiidae. The record is from RefSeq and is a predicted model, not a curated record.
UUAUAGCGUCUGUGGGCUGUACGGGCAUAACUUGGGUAGACCAGCUGAGCUCCUCUGAAUUUUUUACUCCUGCUUUAUUCGGUUCUGUGGUGUGCCGACAGACAAGUAGCAGCACGUUAGGCUAUACUUAGUGCUAUUUUGGUUCGUUUUUGGUCCUUUUUUUUAUUCUUCAGACUUUAAUCUUAUUCACCGUUUCUUUUCGAGGAUAGAAUUUCUCUUCCUACAGCAAUCAUUUCCACCACCCUUUUAUUUUCUCUUCUGGGUUCUGACACGGUAUGUUCAUUUUUCGAACAGGCAAAGGUGGAAAGCUAAAUUAGUGCUUGUUUUAAAUUAAAUUCAUAUAACAGACCGCUGUGGAGGCGUGAGCGUCAAGUAAUAAUAAUAAUAUUUUUAAAUAUUACACUCGUGCAAGCAUUUGACUACGUGGGUGAGUCAGAAAGCGACGAGACUGUGUAAGCUGUUGGAUCGAUAAACGCCACAACAUCAACAUCGGCGGGAGUCAUACCAGGUCGUGUGUGGUGAGUGUGAGCAGAGGAGAUGGCCAGGUGUCUUGUGAGUGUUUUGACAGUGCUGGCUGUGGUGACGUCACUGAGCCAGGGCCAGAUCUGUCCCGCCGUGGACGCCUGUCUGCAGACCUUCACAAGUGUCAUGAGGAAUGUGGGCCACGACCGUGACAUGUACUGCAGAUGCAGCAGGCAUAAUCUCUCCGUCACUGUGGACACUGGCCUUACUGAUCUGCUGCACCGCCGUAUACCACCAUUAUUCUUGAUGACGUGGAUUCUUGCACAAUACUCAGACCACUACUUUGGUGAACUGUGUGACCAAGUAUGCUAAAGGUUUUGGUCUUAUAUCACAGAAGAUUUUGAACCUCGUGAAUUGAACAUGAGGGAGAGGCAGGGGAGAAAUAGUGUGUGUGUGUGUGUGUGUGUGUGUGU